AUGUUGUCCCAAUUCCGUUCCACUUUAUUAAGAGCCCCAAGAUUCACUGCUGCUCGUACUUUCAAAACCUCUGCUGCUUCUUUCCUUCAAGUUGGUGAUUCUAUCCCAUCUGUUGGUUCUUUAAGAGAAGGUUCUCCAGGUAAUGAAGUUGAUUUAGCUGAAUUGACCAAAUCAGUAUGUGCUUUCUCUCCAGCUUGUUCAGCUAGUCAUGUUCCAGGUUAUGUUCAAAACUUGAAAGAAUUCACCAACAAAAAUUACAAUGUUUUCGUUUCCACUGUUAACGAUGCCUUUGUUACAAAAGCUUGGGCUGAUCAACUUGGUGAAGGUAGUAAUGUUCGUUUCAUUGCUGAUCCAGAAGCUGAAUUCGCAAAAGCUGCUGAUUUAUCUAUCGAUGCUACUCCAUUCUUUGGUAACAUUAGAAACAAAAGAUUUGUUUUGAUUGUUGAAGAUGGUAAAGUUAAAGAACAAAUUGUUGAACCUGAUAACUUUGGUUUAGAUAUUACUAAAGCUGAAGAAAUCUUGAAAAAAAUCUAA
Messenger RNA from Hansenula ciferrii, 534 nucleotides. Its product is annotated as peroxiredoxin family protein. The transcript is spliced from 3 exons. Bases 1 to 534 code for a protein of 177 amino acids. Lineage: Eukaryota; Fungi; Ascomycota; Saccharomycetes; Phaffomycetales; Wickerhamomycetaceae. Gene Ontology annotation, molecular function: thioredoxin peroxidase activity. Gene Ontology annotation, cellular component: mitochondrion; cytoplasm; cytosol. Gene Ontology annotation, biological process: hydrogen peroxide catabolic process; cell redox homeostasis; cellular response to oxidative stress. The record is from RefSeq and is a predicted model, not a curated record.